AGCGAGAUAACCGAUAUUGUAUCACAUACAAUUAGGCAAGAAAAUAAAAAUAGUUCCAUCCAACAGGUAGCGUACCUCUUUUGUGGUCCGAUUCAAGGAGAUGCGAUUGAAACAGGAAAGAAAACGAGACAUCUCUUGUGACACGUACGCCCCUAUACUAUUGUAAAAAGCUUUGAAAGCUGAAUUUGAACUUUUUUUUCAAGUCACUGGAUGUAAAGCAUUUUCUUAUUUUCAUUUUUUGUCACCUACAAAAAAUGCCCCAUACUUUCAUUAUACUCGAUGGACAUCCAAACGCCUUCAUUCCAACACUUAGAAUAGACAAUUCAGUACCACCUACACACCGACUUCCACCAUUACCAUUAUGGGCAUGUAUGGUCCAAGGAUCAAUUGAAUUUUGCAGAGUUGCUUGGGACAUUGAACAAUCAAAACAAAACCUUAUAAAUGUUAUAGUUGCUGGGAGCUCACCUGUGAUAUUAAACGAUUCGACACAACAAAAUAUUCAAACAUUGCAACAACAAUUUCCACCCGUGCAACCUCGACAUGCAUAUCCCCAAGACAGGCUACAACCUGCUAUAGAAAUUGCCUUAUCCAAAUAUCUGGAAAAGAUCGAAAUAGAUGUGUUACAACGGUGUCGCAUUGUUCUUGUUACUAUUGCUAAACAGCCUAAUGAAAAAUCAUUCGAUCAUGUUCAAGUGGAUGUUUUACGCUUAUUACCUUACUCAGCAUCCAAUGACCAUACCAUUCCACCCAAAAUUACCAAUAAACAAAUAUCAUCACAAAUUACAAUGUCCGUUUACAGCAUCCCUAAUGGACAGGAGGAUUUAAAGUUUGCAAUGCGCAAUCUAUCCCAACUGUAUUAUAACAUCAAUGUACUGCACAUUUCAAAUAUACCGAUGAAAUCCUCUGGGAAUGCACAGUCGUGUACAGUCACAUUAUACUAUCAGGCGAACGGGAAACAUUUGAUUAAUCAACAAGAGCCUUUGCGAAAUUCAUUUAUUCAUGAUCCAAAGUAUCUGAAAUAUAGAGAACUCAAGUUGAUCUAUUCGAAACGUAGUAAACGUGCACUUCCAGCAACCGAAGUUUAUUUGGGCAUGACAUUUAAAGGGAGCAUUUCUUAUCUUGUGACACCUGAAACACCAUCGUCUUACACACACAUUUUAAUGGCUCAAAAUGGUGGUAUUUUCUUACAUUGUCUUAAUAGCCAGCUUCAAGCGCAAUUUGCAGAAUCGGAGAAUGCAUCGAUAGGCCUUGUAGGUACUAGCAUUGUGUAUGAGCCUAAAACAAAGGAAAUGAUGGAUACGUUGAUAAGUCCUAUCUUGUUCGAAAACGUCAAUGAAUUCUUAAGUGCAACGGACCCGUUGUGUAAAACAGUAUCAUUAAACCCCUUUAGAUUCUCACAUCACCUGCCCAUCAUGACAUUGAAUGAAAAAGGUUUGUGUACAUCACGUUGGAUUGAAAAAGCAACUCGAUGGCGCACUUGUUUCCAUAGAAAUUCAGAGACAGUAGUUAAACAAGAGAUGGAGGAGGUCGGUGUUAAACACGAAGAAGAUACAGGUAUUGAUGCUGCUUGGGGUCAAGUCAACCGUUAUGAAAACAUGUCGUUGAGAGAAAAGGAGGAUGCUGCUCUAGGCUAUUUGCCGGAUUUCAAACAAGAAGAUCAUAAAGCUUUUUCAGGUCAACUACCACCCAAGGCAAAUUUUGCUGCUGCUAAUCCAAAUGCUACUAGAAUCAAUCCUAAUUUUAAAUCUCGCAGAGGAACGCUACCAUCAAAUCCCCUUCCCGUCAAUAACAAUCGACAAUAUAACCGGUUCAAUCAACCCCCACAGCAAGCUCAAAAAUACCCAGAUCCAUCACUGGCUGUACCAUAUCUGACCUAUGUUGCUCCUACGCUGGAAGAAAAGGCGCAAGAAGAAAAAGCCGAAGAGGAAGACUUAGGCGAACCUGGUAAUCUUCUAUGGCUUUAUUGGAUGAAUGAUAAAGUCAAGAAACGUGGAAAUGGAGAAGAAGGUGACUUGAGUAGUGGUACUGAGUUAGUUUAUAAAAAUGGGCAAUGGAAGCGUAUCAAAAAGGAAUUUUUAGGUCGCACGGCGCAAGCAGGAGAAAAGGGAGAG
Mucor mucedo is the source of this 2111-nucleotide messenger RNA. RefSeq lists its product as uncharacterized. Gene Ontology annotation, cellular component: integrator complex. The annotation marks the transcript as partial. The record is from RefSeq and is a predicted model, not a curated record. The transcript is spliced from 8 exons. Gene Ontology annotation, biological process: centrosome localization; regulation of mitotic cell cycle. Lineage: Eukaryota; Fungi; Mucoromycota; Mucoromycetes; Mucorales; Mucoraceae.